Messenger RNA from Lodderomyces parapsilosis, 1071 nucleotides. It is a transcript of the gene CTA26, whose product is annotated as Cta26p. NCBI's taxonomy places the organism in Eukaryota, Fungi, Ascomycota, Pichiomycetes, Serinales, Debaryomycetaceae. Bases 1 to 1071 code for a protein of 356 amino acids. The transcript has a single exon. The record is from RefSeq and is a predicted model, not a curated record.
AUGUCUGCCAACCUACAAACUAAACUAGAAAACUCCCUCUAUGAAGUACUUAAAACAGCGGGUUUCAUAUUCGAAGUAAUUAAUAAUAACAAAAAGCAAAGUGCCUUGAUAACAGGCCCCAAUAAUCAACUAAUACAACCGACAAUUAUUAAGCAACUCACAAAUCACAUUAAUGAAUUCGAUUCGAUACUUGACGAAACGAUUUUCAAGUUUAAUGAUGCAAAAUGGUGUAUUGAUACGAUGAUAGAGAACAAACAAAGGCAGGAAGAGAUGAAGAUCAAAGAAGAGCUUGAGAGGCAGAAACGAGAGGCUGAGGCGAAGCGGUUGAAAGAAGAAAUGGAGGCCAAGAAACGAGCAGAGGAAGAGGCGGCAGCAAAGGCAAAACUAGAAGCGGAAGCUAGAUCAAAAGCAGAGGCAGAAGCAAGAGCCCAGGCGGAAAAAGAGGCUAUUGAGAUUGAACGACAACGAAAGGAGGAGUUGGAAAAAAGGGAGAAAGAGGAGAGAGAAAAGAGAGAGGCGGAAGAAAAAGCCAGAAAAGAGGAGCAGCUGCAACGGGAACAACUACAGUCUGCGAACCAAGCGCUGGAACAUUUUGAAAACUUUGAUGAUUUGAUGGAUUUCAAUAUGGAUGACUUAGGACAAAACGAUGACAGAGCUAACAUUGAUGACCAAAACGACUUUUUAUCUUCCAUGAAUUACGACAAUUUGAAUAUGAAUAUGCCCUUGGAGGAUACCAAUAAAGUUGAUAACAGUGUGUUUGAUGAUUUCAAUAUUGAAGACCUAGAUACUGGCAAUCAAGUUGUGGAUAAAGUGGCGAAUAACAAUAAUGCUCAGAAGGCGGUAGAUGAUAAAAAUGAAUCAAUACAACAGAAUAAGCUACCAGAAAACGGAGAUGAUAUGGAUUUGGACAUGAACAAUUUAUUAGGAAAUGAUGAACUGAUACUAGAUGGUUUGAAUAUGAGUUUAUUAGAAGGAGGUUUCGAUGCUGGUGACAAUGGAAACAAUGCCAACAAUGCACAGAUAGGUGAUGAGUUCGAUGUGGACAAUUUCUUGAAUCAAUUUGGUAAUUAA